Adineta steineri is the source of this 1026-nucleotide messenger RNA. NCBI's taxonomy places the organism in Eukaryota, Metazoa, Rotifera, Eurotatoria, Adinetida, Adinetidae. The record is from the annotation of a GenBank genome assembly.
AUGUCGUCAUCGAAUAUAAGUACUGCUGAAGUUGAUGCUGUGGUAUAUAGUAAGAUAAUGUUUACGAAAUGUUGGUCAUUUUUAUUAAUAUGCCUGGGCAUAAUUGGUCAUGCACUCAGUAUUUAUGUGUUUACACGACCUAAACUCUGGGCAAAUCCAUGUACACGUUAUUUCCUAGCAAGCUCAAUUUGUGGUGCUUUUGUUACAUGUGUAAACACUCCAUUACGUCUUCUUCAAAGUGGAUAUAAUAUAGAUCUAUUUGGUUAUUCAAAUGUGACAUGUAAACUACUUACAUUUGUUUUGUACUGGUCAAAAACUCUAACAUCUUGGUUUAUUGCUCUUGCUUCUAUUGAUCGGUUCUUGUGUAGUUCACGAUCUACUUCUUUGCGGGCAUGGAGCCAUAUUCGAGUUGCUUCUUGGGCUAAUUUGAUUAUGACUAUUAUGAUUGGUUUUACUUAUAUUUAUGUUCCUAUCCUAUAUCAGAUUCAAGCGGGACAUUUAAGAUGUCCUGCAAAUCAAGGUUCUUUUGCAUUUUUUCAAGGAAUUUGGAAUUUAGUUACAUUCAGCGUAGGUCCACCAUGUGUCAUGUUUUGUUUUGGAUCACUAACCAUUCAUAAUAUUCGACAAACAGGAAAACGAGUUAUUCCUCGAAACAAUCAGAUCAAUGGUCAAACUCAACAGCCUCAAUUACAAUUACAAAAUCAAAAGAAAACAGAUCGACAAUUGAUUCAAAUGAUGAUUAUGCAAUGUGUUUAUUUAAGUAUAACAUCAUCUUUAACCUCAAUCAAUUAUAUUUAUAUGUCAGCAAGGUCUCCUUUGGUCGUAGAUGCUCUUCAAGCUGCUAAAGAUGAUUUGUUUUCACAUAUAACGGGCACCAUAUCUAUUACAGGUGCUUGUACUAGUUUCUAUCUUUUUACAUUAUCAAGUCAACUAUUUCGUGAUGAACUCAUGAAGUUAUUUAAAUAUCUACAGCGACCGUUUAAAAAGUUAUCUGAAAAUAAAACGGGUAUCGCGCGAACAAUUUAA